This is a messenger RNA of Calidris pugnax (ruff), 543 nucleotides long. RefSeq names its product ribosomal protein L22-like 1 (gene RPL22L1). The record is from RefSeq and is a predicted model, not a curated record. Lineage: Eukaryota; Metazoa; Chordata; Aves; Charadriiformes; Scolopacidae. Gene Ontology annotation, molecular function: structural constituent of ribosome; RNA binding. Bases 65 to 433 code for a protein of 122 amino acids. The transcript is spliced from 4 exons. Gene Ontology annotation, biological process: cytoplasmic translation. Gene Ontology annotation, cellular component: ribosome.
CGGCUAUAAAAGCGUAGCGUGAGGCGUUGAUCUCUCUUUCCUGCGGGAGCGGCGGGGCGGUGACAUGGCGCCGCAAAAGGAUAGAAAAUCUAAAAAGUCAACCUGGAAGUUUUGCCUUGACUUGACCCAUCCUGUGGAAGAUGGAAUCUUUGAUUCUGGGAAUUUUGAACAGUUCCUAAAGGAGAAGGUUAAGGUCAAUGGAAAAACCGGGAACUUGGGCAACACCGUUCACAUUGAACGACUGAAGAACAAGAUCACAGUGACAUCUGAGAAGCAAUUUUCUAAAAGGUACCUAAAAUACCUCACAAAGAAGUACCUCAAGAAGAACAAUCUGCGUGACUGGCUGCGUGUCGUAGCGUCUGACAAGGAGACGUACGAACUGCGCUACUUCCAGAUCAGUCAGGAUGAAGAGGGAUCGGAGUCUGAGGAAUAAUUGAAGCUUAGCUUUCUACUCAAUACAGCGUACAAAAGACUAGAACAUCUAUUUAUAAAGAACACUUAACUUAUUGGUGAAUAAAGAUUUUUGUACCCUGUUUGACAGAG